This is a messenger RNA of Psilocybe cubensis, 2256 nucleotides long. RefSeq lists its product as uncharacterized. The transcript is spliced from 13 exons. The coding region runs from base 1 to 2256 and encodes 751 amino acids. Lineage: Eukaryota; Fungi; Basidiomycota; Agaricomycetes; Agaricales; Agrocybaceae. The record is from RefSeq and is a predicted model, not a curated record.
AUGACAUUUCCUCAUCAGGAUCCUCUGGCUUGGAAAGUUGCCCUAACAUUUGUCCAUUUAUUAUCUCUGGGAUUGACGAUAGUCAGAAUAAGGCAUAGAUGGCGAACUAAUCGACUCUGGUGGGACGACUAUGUUGUCGGCAUUCCUUGGGCCCUUGUUUUAGUCUGUGCUGCAUUGUUAUGGGCCAAACUCAACUCAAAAGAUACGCCGUGGUAUAUGCCUAAUGCUCAAGGUUUUAUCCAUUCAUAUUGGUUUGACGGUUUCAUCUUUUUGACAAUUACUUGGUUCAGUCGUAUUAGCCUUACUCUCUCUGUCGCCAGACUCUUCAUGCCAAGUCAUCCAUACAGGAUAUAUGGUUACGCCCUUGUCGUAGUGCUAUUCUUGAUGUAUCUCACCAGCAUCCUUUUCACCUCGCUUUCAUGUCCUGGUUCUCCUUGGUGGAAAAUUGACGCUUCUCGCUGCCUCUCAAAUCCAAUUAGAACAGGCGGUGUCGUUAUUGGAAUUAUAUGGAUAACCAUUGAUUUCAUAGCAGACGUAAUUCUCGUAAUUACGCCCUUAUUAAUGUUUUGGAGGGUCAGGUUCCCAAAGCCAAGAGACCGUUCUCUUAUUCUUGCGCUUUUUGCUGGCAAUAUCUUGACCAUGUUCACCUCCGUGCUCAUUUGUAUGAUCUGGCUUUCGCACGGUCUCAUAGGACCUGAAGCAGCAAUACUUUUCAAGAUGGUGGGAGAAUUACACGCAACAUUGGCAUUACUUGUGACCAACUUGCAGAUAGCGAGCAUGGUCAUAUAUAGAAAAUUCCGAGACACUACAGACAAAUCCCAAACUCGAAGGCACAACGCUCAGCCAAUCGCCGUCGACGUUGCAAAUACACCGCCAGAACCUAUGACUUUGACGACGCCAACAGGAGCACCUUCCGAACAGAUUGAAAACCCGGACGUCCAAUCAUCAUCCACUUCUUUGAGCGAAGCUCCCUCAUCACAGAAGUGCAACUUCCAGCUUUCCAGUCAAGCCCAACCUCUGUUCCCCCCAAAACAAAGUUCUGCAAUAAAGAGUGAAAUUAAAUGGCAAUACCACAUCAAAACCAAGAAGCCUGGCAAACUUCGCACCCUAGACGUUCUAAGACGCUCAAUUUUAUCUGACUUGUUCUUUCGACUAGUUUCGAUUACAGUCAUACACUGUCUAGCCCUCGGUUUGGCAUUAAUCAGGUUAACACAUCGAUGGCGGACCCGACGUCUCUGGUGGGAUGAUUACGUGGUUAUUAUUCCUUGGGUCUUCGACCUAUUCUCCCUUGUAAUUCUGUGUGUUCAAUACAGUAGCAACAAAGGCUGGUGGUAUAAACCCGAUCUCUCGAGAUUCAUUUUCUCCGGAUGGUUUGCUACGUUCAGGUACCUUACGGUUAUAUGGUUCUGUCAUAUAAGCCUUGCACUGUCUUUGGUCAGGGUGUUCUUACCGGGCCAUUGGUACAAAAAAGCCGCAUUCAUAUUCGUCAUUGUUCUAUUUCUCCUAUAUCUCUUAAGUGUCUCCAUCAGCACAUUUCUAUGUCGAGGCUCUCCGUGGUGGACAGUCAACUAUGACCGUUGUCGCAAGUUAUCGGUGAGACAGAUUGUGCCGCUUGCAUUGUCCAUAUCCUCUGACCUCAUAGCUAACGCUGUUCUUAUAAUUUGGCCUCUAUUAAUAUUUUGGAGGGCCAGAUUUUCAAACCCGAGUGACCGCAUUCUUGUUUUGGCUCUCUUCGCCAGUGGAGUUUUGACUAUGAUGGCUCUUGGAAUUUUCUCUAUUACCUGGUUGGCGGCAGAUAAAUUCGGGCCAGAUGUAAGACUGCUCUUCAAGAUGACUACGCAUUUGCACCAAGCAAUAUCACUUCUCGUAAUUAAUCUGCAGAUCGUAUCCAUGAUGGUGUAUCGAAAAUUCAGAAGUAGUCGGGACCGCUUUCGUCGACAUAGACGUCCCAGAGAGAGGCCAUUGGAAGUACCCGAUGUUAUCCACCAGAGUACGCUGUCGAUCAUUUCGGACUAUCCCACAUCUUUGCCAUCAUACACAGUUACGGUAGCACCUUCGACAUCUCUGACAAGUUCAUCAUCGGAACAGAGUUCAUCGGAACAGAGUGGAUCAGCCUCCGUUCCCCAGUCCACUACCUCCACAUCAUGCAAUGUCCUUUCAUCUGAACUCGUAACAACAUCCGUUCCCGAGUCUGUAUCUGCAGUGAGCAGUGUAGUCUCAUCGCAACCGGAACGCGGGCUUAGUUCUACUCUGUAG